Messenger RNA from Drosophila miranda, 1065 nucleotides. RefSeq lists its product as uncharacterized. The record is from RefSeq and is a predicted model, not a curated record. The transcript is spliced from 4 exons. Bases 91 to 939 code for a protein of 282 amino acids. NCBI's taxonomy places the organism in Eukaryota, Metazoa, Arthropoda, Insecta, Diptera, Drosophilidae.
GUUUGGUUAGUCGAUAGUGGGACUUCAUAAAGAGCAGAUCAACAAUCUAGUGGAGCUAUCAUCAUUGCAGCUGCAAGAGAAUCCACAAGAAUGUUCAUCAGAUCCCUGGCCUACUGGCUGAUAUUCAGCAUCUGCUGGUGUAAUGGCAAUGCCCUGGACCAAUAUGGCAUCGUGUCCGGUGGAUCCACCACAACGGAGAGAAUCAAUUCGGCAAUGCGUUGCAUGAACAUCAAUCCACAGAAUUCGGUGGAUCUGGAACAGAUAAUGGGCCUCUGGUACGGCAGCGAGAUCAUCGUCCACAGCCAAGACUUUCCCGGCGUCUAUGAGUACGAUUCGUGCGUCAUCAUACACCUGGCUGACGUGACCGAUCAGAUGGUCAACAGCCUCAGAAAUCGCGGCUACGGCGAUGACGGCUAUGGUUCCCCGGACUACAACCGGAAUCAAAACAACUACGGACGUGACCCGACAACGCCCUCGUAUAUGGGAGAGGAUAAUUAUCCGAAUCAGGGGCGGGCAAAGCAGAACUAUCUGCGUUUGGUCUGGAGCGAGCGCGACAAUAAUUUAGAGUAUACGUUCAACUAUACGACCCGAACACCCGGGCAGUGGUCCAACAUUGGGGAUCAGCGGGGCAGUCUGGUGACCCUAAACUCCUACACGCAGUUCACGGGCACCGUCCAGGUGGUCAAGGCGGUCAACGAUCACCUGGUGCUGACCUUCUGCGGCAACGAUGUGAAGAGCUCCAUUUACACGGUGGUGUUGUCACGGAAUCGCCUGGGACUCAGUGCAGAUGAGCUGCGCAGUAUUCGUAAUCUGCUCUCACGUCGUGGCCUCUACACGGAAACCAUUCGAAAGGUCUGCAAUGGCUGUGGCCAUCUGGGAGGUAACAUUAUCUCGAUGCUCCUGUUUCUGCUUCUGCUCGUCUGGGGUCGCGGCCAGUGAGGUCGGAGGUCGUCGGAGCAGCUAUCGUAUUUAAUGAGUCCAGCCAUAAUAUUUUAAUUUAUGUGUAAACUACUUAAGCAAUACAGUGACGAGAGUUCGCCGAGUGCACUCCCCAAAAAAAAAAAA